CUGAAAGAAGAGCGCAGUGGGUGAGAUACACCAGAGACAUCUAAGAGAAGGAGCUCAACGGUUCUUCUGACAUUUUAACUCCAGCUUGGACUUAAGUUGGUUUUCUUGAAGGAACUGUGAGUUUAAGGCGGAAGCGACGAGUCAAAAUCGAGCUAGUGAUUUUACUUUUGCUGAGAUUUCCACUCGUGUCACAUAUCUUUGAUUGUUUCCGAGUUAGCCCAGAUUAGUGCAGAGUGAAAGGUGUGUGUGCGCUCGCGCGGCGGGUCUCACCCUCUGAAACCCUUAAACCCGCUGGUUGCGUUUAGUACUCGUAGUUUUUUGGAGAUUCGGACUCGUAGGAGGGGCGGUGUUUCACACAAUCAACACCGUCUUCACGGGUUUGUUUUAGUCACAGCCUGAACGUGCUGCUGGACACAAACCUGUUGAAAUUUAGCGCAUACGUUUAUCAGUUUCACGCCCGUGUCUGUGCAGAAACUCUGAUUUACUGCGCGAGUCAAAAGCGAGGAUGGAGAACUGGACAAUGGGCGUCGGUUCUCUCGGUGAGGAGGCUUUAAGCAAGCUGUCAAAGAUGUUGGACAACUCCGCUUGUGGGUGGAGGAAGUUGGCAAGCGCCGCGGCUGAGCAGCCUCAAUUCCGCUGCAGUGAGAAGGAGCUGACCUGCUGCUCCCUUCAGGUGCUGGAACCUUUAGGCAGCCCCACACGAAACCUUCUGGCCUGCCUCGAUGAUCGUCGCUGCUCCCUGGACUUCCUCCUGCACUGCCUGAGAAAGAUUGACCACCAGGAAGCUGUGCAGUUCCUCACCACCACAGUGUCAGAACAGUUUCGGAUCACAGUAAACCCACAGUCCCAACAGGCUCCAGCUGGGAGCAAGCUGGUUCUGAUCUGCAGGGCUUCUGGACCCCCUGGACUCAACUACCAGUGGUUCAGAGGCAAAAAUGAGAUUGUGGGUGGAACAGGGACUUCACCAGAGUUGGUUCUGUGUCCUCUAAGCCCCACACAUCAGGGUCACUACAUCUGCAGAGUCAACCAGGGAGAAAAAUGCCUCUUCUCCCAGUGGGCUCAAGUUCGCCUGGUCCACUCUGCUGGUUCCACUGCAGGCUGCAGCAGCCUGUUCACCAGCUCAGUGAGUGGACUGCACAUCGUCCAGCAGCCUCAGUCCCAAGCAGCGUCUGAGGGAGAUGCUCUGCUCCUGAAGUGUAGAGCAGAGGCCAACCCCCCAGCUCAGUAUGAGUGGUACCACAACAAAAAGCCCAUGCCCAAACAAAAGACAUGCUCCCUCCAGAUCCAGUGUGUGACCACGAAGCACAGAGGAGAGUACAGAUGUAAGGUGUUUAAUCUGUACCACGAAGCGUGGAGCGACACGGCAACCGUCACCAUUGGCCCGAGUUCAGUCACAGAAGCCUCCUGGGUGGAAGUCGACCGUGGAUUAGAGUCACAGGAAGUCCACAAGUCGACCUCCAAACAAGGAGUGUAUCCUUUACAUCAGAGUACAAGUCCGCCCUCAGCAGCCAUGAAUUUCUACGCUGCAGACAAAGUUGCUCUUCUGAUUGGCAACAUGAACUACCUCCACCAUGGUCAGCUCCGUGCUCCUAUUUCCGAUGUCCACGAGUUGACCAACCUUCUCAGACAAAUGGACUUCAAGGUGGUUUCCCUGCUUGACUUAAACUUUCAGGAGAUGCACAGCGCCGUGACCGAGUUCCUGUUGCUGCUUGACAAGGGAGUGUAUGGCCUGCUGUAUUAUGCUGGUCAUGGUUAUGAGAACUACGGAAACAGUUUCUUGGUUCCUAUUGAUGCUCCGGCCUCUUACACAUCACAGCACUGCCUGUGUGUGCAGAAUAUUCUCACCAAGAUGCAGGAGAAAGAGACUGGACUCAAUGUAUUCCUGUUGGACAUGUGCCGUGUGAGAAACCCAAAUGAUGAUGUCAAGGUUCAACCUGGACUGCUCAAAGUCACGGCAAACAUAGUGUUUGGUUACGCCACAUGCGUUGAUGCCAAAGCGUAUGAGGUGAACCGGGAAGACGUGGCCAACGGCAUCUUCAUAAACUUCCUUAAACAGCGAGUGUGUGAAAAUGAGAAGGUCACCAUCAUGCUGGACCGGGUCGCUGAAGACAUGGGUCGAUGUGCGAUUGCGAGAGGUCGUCAGGCUCUAGAGCUUCGCAGCAAUCUGUCAGAAAGACGUUCCCUCACUGAUCAGAUACAGGCUACUGACAGAUCUGCGUCUUCUUCAGCUCGAAACCUGCAGUGGGCAGUUGCUCAUGUUCUUCCUGAGAGCUGUUUCCUCCAGUUUGACUGCGGGGUGAAAGUUCAGCUGGGAUUUGCUGCAGAAUUCUCCAACGUCAUGGUCAUCUACACUCGGAUUCUCCAGAAACCACGAGAGGUCGUCUCCUGCUCUGCUCAGCUGACUGGCUUUCCAGCGGAUGUGGAUGUUGAUCUGAAACAGAGCAACCAGGAGACUCUGCUUGAAGCUGGCAGUUUACUUCUGAUUAAGGAAGAGCUCCGGUGCCCGGACGUCCCAAGUCUUUACACACGUAUUCACAGCCUGCAGAGACUCCAGAGGGAGCUCACGUUUACUGUUUGCCUUCAUUACACCUAUGCCAACAUGGAUGAAGAGGUAGAAGAAAAGCAGCCGGUGACUGUGGGGAAACCUCUGGUCUCCAAACUGAAUCUCUAUGAACCACGAACGCCCAGAACCUGCUCAGCCUCCUUGUUCACCAGCGUUAGCUCUUCCUUUGUUGAGGAAUUCCCGUCUGUUAGUCCAACCUCAAACACUUGGCCUUAUUAUGCAGAAAGUUCCAACAUCGACUCUCUGACUUCAUCCAGGAGUGCUAACGUACCAGAGGAGUGUGAUAGUCCAGACUUAUAUGAUGCCCCACCAUCUCCUGUUUCCAGCAAAAGUUGGCCACACGGCCAAAUGAAUGAUGCAAACUACAGAUUUAGUGACAUGUCCAAUUUUAAUUCCUACUAAUUGUCAUGAUGACGUCAUGGUGAUGUAGCGGUCACACUAUAUAGAGUGACGACUGCAAAUUAAUUAUGACCAAUAAGAUGCGAUUAUUCCAUAUAAAUAUGAAAUAUCAAUCUGAUUGAUCUUUGAAUGUAUAAUCAGAAGAGUCAAGGGUUCUUUGCUUGUUGAGAGACCAUAAACACAUUUUGUAUUAAUUCAGACAGAGUCAAGUAUAUAGUUAAAAAGGAAUUUUAUUAUUUUCUAAACUAAUGAUUUUACAUGACAAGAUGUGAUCGAGUGGAUAUGUGGUGAUGGAAUGUGAUGUCUAGGUGGUGUGAUGUAAGUUAGAUGUUUAUCAGAAUUUUUGUAUCUGAAAUUGUGAAAUCUGGGUGUAAAAGAAUUUGUUGUCUGCUAUAAACUAGAGAGUUGAUUAUUAAUAAAUGUGGCGAGGUGGAGAAACGAGGGCCCGGACGGGAUUCGAUCCCUAGACUCCCAGGUGAGAGUCAUAUGCGCUAACCAGUCAGCCAAAGGGACAUUCCCUUGGCCAAGUAGCCAGGGCGCAUCAUCAAUCGGGACACUGUGACAGGAUGCUCACACUGUCACACAAAACAGCAUCAGACGCAAUCUGUUGUGUCUACAAACCCUGGCGGAGACCCCCAGCAGAUCCGGACUGUCAGAAGUCAGGUGGACCUCACGGCACCUGAAGCAAGAAGAUUAACUUCGAUACGACCCGUCCAGUCUUGAGAUGUUUCCAGGUCACAACAGUAGCUGGAAUGCUUGUUUGUGUCCAAAGUGGAUGUGGCUCUUAGGGAGCCGUCUGAAUGUAUCAGCUUGCAGCGUGCAAACAGGUUUUGAUUGUAUGCCAAAAGAGAUGUCUCAACGAUGCUUGUUCCGAAUUGGCCGGUUCGAAACUCUGCUCGAAACUGCAUUACUCGAGAAGUAAUUCCUGUUUUAUUAAACAACUUUCCCAUGAUUUCCGGCCAUUCUGGCAAAUCAGAAUGUGCCAUGUCUGGAAGGCUUCACCAAAACAUUCCUCAGAAAGCCACGCCUUCCUUCAGAUACAAGAUCCUUAAUUCUGUGAGUAAAGAAUCUUUAAACGUUCUGUGAGGUGAACCUUAACCUUAAUUUGUAUCUUAUGAAGAUGUGUAUGAGUGUAGAUAAUGAUUAACUUAUUAAAUCAAACGCAUACUGGCCAUAAGAUUUGUAAUGGAUCAUUGUAAGAGCAACAUUCAUUUCAAAUUCAUUGAUUUAAGCACAGGUUAUUCAAGUAUUUGGUUUAAACAUCUUGUUGAGUCAUACAUAUGAUUAUUUAACUUAUAAGUUGUUAAGUCUUGUAGGAUUCAUGUGGAUUCAAUAAUUCAGAAUGAGGAAUCCAGCAGUCUGACUUUUAGUAGAGAGAUGAGGCUUUUGCGGGAGACCUUGGCAGUUUAUUUAUGUCUGCGUUGAACACUAAGUGAGCAAAAGGUUGAUUUGUACGUCUGAAUCCUCCAGCUGGCGUAAUCUUAACUUUGCAGCUCUGGAAUGCCGUAACCUUGACUUUGCAGCUCUGGCAUGCGUCGUUGUCGUCGUCUUCCUCUUCCUCCGCUUGUCCAGGUCGCAGGGGCAGCAUCCCAACUAGUGAGCCCC
Molecule: messenger RNA, 4567 nt
Organism: Nothobranchius furzeri (turquoise killifish)
Lineage: Eukaryota; Metazoa; Chordata; Actinopteri; Cyprinodontiformes; Nothobranchiidae
Source: RefSeq, a predicted model, not a curated record